This is a messenger RNA of Solanum dulcamara, 1305 nucleotides long. Its product is annotated as stemmadenine O-acetyltransferase-like. Bases 1 to 1305 code for a protein of 434 amino acids. The transcript has a single exon. The record is from RefSeq and is a predicted model, not a curated record. Lineage: Eukaryota; Viridiplantae; Streptophyta; Magnoliopsida; Solanales; Solanaceae.
AUGAAGGUUGAAAUAGAAGUAAUCUCCAAGGAAAUAUUAAUCAAGCCAUGUACUCCUACUCCGAUCGAAUUUCGCCAUUAUAACCUUUCAUAUCUUGAUCAAAUAAUUCCGCCCAUCUUCAUGCCCCUCGUUUAUUUUUACCCAGCGAGUGACCUAUUUUCCAACACAGAGCGUUCAGACAAGAUAAAGUUAUCAUUAUCCGAGGCCUUAGCCAAAUUUUACCCUCUAGCAGGGCGUGUCGUGGACAACCUUUAUGUGGAUUGCAACGACGAGGGUGUUCCCUACGUUGAAGUUGUAGUCAAGUGUAACCUCGCCGAUAUAAUUUCCAAUCCGAUUCCUAAUGAACUCAACAAAUUCAUCCCUUAUGAAUUGGAUGAAGUGAAAGAUGUUGGAUUAGUAGUACAAGUGAAUUUUUUCGAAUGUGGAGGAAUGGCUAUUGGCAUAGGCAUUUCUCAUAAGCUAGCUGACGCUGCGUCAUGUUUCAUGUUUAUCAACACUUGGGCAGCCAUUGCAUGUCGCCAGUGUCAUUUAUCCCCCUUUUUUGACUCUGCAACACUUUUUCCACCUAAGGACGCAUCCCUGGUUAGGGACGUGUGCUUGGAAAUUCAGAGAGAAAACAUCUUGACCAAAAGGUUUGUGUUUUCUAACUCCGAUAUAUCAGCUCUCAGAGAUGAGUACGCCGAUCAAAGGAUGAAAGGUAGUGUAUUCGAGAGAAUUGGGCUACGCCCUUCAAGAAUUCUAGCUUUAUCGGCAUUUUUGUGGAGCCGUUUCAUGGCGACCGUUCAUUCCGAAAGGGACCCGAACAAGAUUUAUGCGGUGACGCAUUCGGUCAAUUUGCGGGGACGAACUGAUCCACCCCUUCCCGAAUCUUUAUUCGGGAACAUUAUGCGGUCCGCAUUUGUGGUCCCAUUUUUCGAUAAAGGUAGUGAAGACGAAGUUUUUGAGUUUAUGAAUCAAAUGAGAGAAUCUAUACAAGAAAUUAAUAAUAAUUUUGUGUCACAACUCAGGAAAAAUGAUCAACAACACUUGAAUUUCCUACAAGAAAGAGCAAAUGAUAAAAGAAAAGGGCACAUGGCAUUACUUUCUUUUACAAGUUUGUGUAAAUUUCCCCUUUAUGAAGCUGAUUUUGGGUGGGGCAAGCCGAUUUGGGUCGGCUCGGCUCGGCUCGCUACGAAGAAUAUUAUUGGAUUUAUGGAUACAAAAUUAGGUGAUGGGGUGGAAGCUUGGGUGAAUCUCGAAGCCGAUGACAUGGCUAAAUUCGAAGCUGAUAAGAAGUUGCUAGCCUUUUGUAAGAACGGGAUAUGA